AUGCCCGGCCGCAAGAGCGUUCUCUUCGUCUUCACCUCGGCCUCACGCGUCCUGAACGGUGACCCCACAGGCUGGUACCUCCCUGAGGCUGCUCACCCCUACUACGAAGUUGAGCCUCACCACGACAUCGACUUCGCCGCAACCAAGGGCCCGAACCCGCCCAUCGACGGUAACUCCGUCGUCCAGCUUCACUACGACGAGUACCAGCUCCGUUUCCUUGAGGACCCCGUCGUACAGAAGAAGCUCCGCGAGUGCAAGUAUCUCAAAGACUGCAAGGCGUCCGACUACGACGCUAUCUUCUACGUCGGCGGCCGUGGCCCCGCCAUCGAUCUCGCGACUGACCUCGACAACAUCAAGCUCUGCAACGAAGUGCGUUCCUUCUCCCUCCUCGCUCCAUCCCACCGGUUUGCUGACAAGAUACGUGCUAUGGUCGCACAGUUCUGGCAAUCAGGCAAGAUCGUCUCCGCCGUGUGCCACGGCCCGUGCGCACUCGUGAACGUCCAGAAUGCGGAUGGCACGUCGAUCUACAAGGGCAAGAAGUACACCGGGUUCAGCAACGUCGAGGAGGAGCUCAUCGGUGGUGUCACUGGUCUUCCCUUCCUCCUUGAGACCAAGUUCCAGAUGGCCGGUGGUAUCUAUGUCAAGGCUGAGAAGCCCUGGCUCUCGAACGUUGUCCGCGACGGCAAGCUCAUCACGGGCCAGAAUCCUGCAUCGGCCCAGGCCAUCGGCAAGGCCCUCGCUGCCGCCCUCGCCGAGUAG
Molecule: messenger RNA, 759 nt
Organism: Coniophora puteana RWD-64-598 SS2
Lineage: Eukaryota; Fungi; Basidiomycota; Agaricomycetes; Boletales; Coniophoraceae
Product: ThiJ PfpI domain-containing protein
Exons: 3
Coding region: 1-759 (252 amino acids)
Source: RefSeq, a predicted model, not a curated record